Xylaria bambusicola is the source of this 2096-nucleotide messenger RNA. RefSeq lists its product as uncharacterized. Gene Ontology annotation, molecular function: protein binding. Lineage: Eukaryota; Fungi; Ascomycota; Sordariomycetes; Xylariales; Xylariaceae. The record is from RefSeq and is a predicted model, not a curated record. Gene Ontology annotation, cellular component: mitochondrial matrix. Bases 268 to 1662 code for a protein of 464 amino acids. The transcript is spliced from 2 exons.
AGAUCAGCUUGGAGAGCUUUGUAAUGCUGGUAUUAUCACCAAAGUGCUUGGCUCGGAGAGAUAACCAAUAAUUGCAUCAUCCCCAUUAUUCUAGACGACCUGCCUACCUACAGCUGGCAUUCGUUACUGCAUAGUACUCAUUCAUGGGAGCAUCAGCGCGUGCCAGGCCACGAUAUAUCGAUCUAGAGCGUAUGCGCAAUUCAUCACGCAAACCAUAACCGCCCGUCGCGAAUUCUACCCAGACUCGAGUCGACAUUAGUUGGCGACAUGCAAAUCCUACCUCGCAGCGCCGCAAAAUGGUCUCUGACAAGCUUGUCUUCGGCACCUCUUAGCCCUCGAGCACACUUCGUCUGCCCAUCGUGCCGAUCCCUGCGACGUCAACAACCCUCCCUACAGUCCCAACGUCAACAACGCAUCUUUUCUACCAAUGUAGCUCUCCGUGAAACCCCCAAGAGCGGCUCUUCAACGACAACAGCAAUAAAAACGCCGUCGCAGCAUAUCCCACCCUCACAUCCGUCGUCGGGCCAUGCGCGUCUAACAACACGACGUUUAAUAUCCCUUUCCGGUGUUGAUGCGCCGCAUUUCCUCCAGGGCCUCACCACAACAUCCAUUGAAGGAGCCAACACGGCCAGUGUCAAUGGCAAUGGCUCCCCAGCAGAGCAGAAACCGUGGCAUUAUUGCGGCUUUCUGAACGCACUCGGCCGCGUCCUACAUGAUGUUUACGUCUACCCAGUCCCUCCAACCUCAGGUGCCGACCCGCAUUUCAUAAUCGAAGUCGAUGCUGUCCAAUUACCCACUCUGCUGAAGCAUCUUAAACGCUUCAAGUUGCGCAGUAAGAUCUCCUUGCGGGCAAUAGAUGAGGAUGAGAUGAGCGUAUGGCAAAUAUGGAGCGAUGGCGACAGCGCCACCACAUCCGCGCAACACCCGAGCAACCAUACCCGGACGGGCCGAGACACUGUCAUAUUGCCUGACUUGAGGGCCCCGGAUAUGGGCUACCGUAUUCUCACUACCGGGGCCGACUUGGAAAUACAGGCUCUAGACCUGCCGGCAGGACUACAGUCUGCGGCCGCUGAGAAGACCGACGAAGCAGCGUACCGCGUGCGCCGCUACCUGCGCGGUGUACCGGAGGGCAGCGCCGAGAUCAUCCCCACGCAAGCACUACCACAGGAGUCCAACAUGGACGUCAUGGGCGGCAUCGAUUUCCGGAAAGGCUGCUACGUUGGCCAGGAGCUGACUAUCCGCACGCGCCAUCGCGGCGUUGUGCGCAAGCGCGUCUUGCCCUGUAUGCUUUACGGCGCGACGGAGACCAUACCAACGACUUUGGAAUACAAGGCAGACGCAAUCCCACCCUUAGAGGGCGGAGACCUCCAUGGCCUCACUAUCGGGCGCCUGGGCAAGAAAGGGCGCAGUACCGGCACAUUCCUCGCGAGUACGGGUAACAUUGGGCUCGCACUGUGUCGCGUCCAACUCAUGUCGGAUCUCGUAGUACCCAACGAUACAGCGACGUUCGAGUUCGACCCGGGGGCUGAAUUCGUGAUUCAGCCCAGCAAGGGCGAGGAAGGCAGUGCUGUCGACGAGGACAUCGCCGUCAAGGUCAAAGCGUUUGUACCCGACUGGCUUCGCCGGCGACUAGAUGAAGAUGCCGUGAAGCAUCCACGGUAGAAUCGCCAUGUAUUUCUGGCGCAUGUAUCCGUGUAAUCAUAGUGCUGCGAAUGGUAUAUGUGAAAAUCAGGACACAUAGGUGCAGGAGUUUCAUAACUACCGAACAAUAGUAAUCAAGAGCGCCGCUCAGGUUAAUUAUAUCGAUUCCAAAGCUAGAAUUGCAAGGGAAGGAAUUCAAGUAAGACCUUUCGCAGUUCAAUUAAACGGCAGACCUGUGUCCUUCUACUUUCUAAAAGCAGCCUACCCGGCUGUGUAUUCCACUAGGUUUAUGUGCGCGAUACAGAAGGGUUUCAGUUAUCUUCCACAACUGAAUAGUAUUAUUCACUUGGGGCCUGAGAUGCACCCUACCGCUGGAGGGUUACGAUCUGGGUGAUAGGUUUUCGACAUCUUCUUUCUAGAUAUAGGGAGUUUGCCCUUCUUGCGCCGCACGCCGU